Messenger RNA from Musa acuminata AAA Group (dessert banana), 2595 nucleotides. RefSeq lists its product as uncharacterized. The record is from RefSeq and is a predicted model, not a curated record. Lineage: Eukaryota; Viridiplantae; Streptophyta; Magnoliopsida; Zingiberales; Musaceae. The coding region runs from base 60 to 758 and encodes 232 amino acids. The transcript has 13 exons.
GAAUAGAACUAUCGUAACGAAUCGAUUCGAAACCAUCAAAUCGUGGCUCGCGGAGGGAGAUGGAGCAGACGCCGCUGUUCCUUCGCAAUAGCUACUGGGUCUUGAGACACGGGAAGAGCGUCCCCAACGAGAAGGGCCUCAUCGUCUCGUCCUUGGAGAACGGCACACUUGAAAAGUUUGGAUUAGCUUCUGAAGGUUUCAACCAAGCACGAUUGGCUGGAGAGUUGCUGUUGAAGAUUUCUAUGCAGGAAAUCGACGAGAAGAAGAUUCUUCUAGAAAAUGUUCGAAUAUGCUAUUCUCCAUUCUCGAGAACUACUGAUACUGCUAAAGUGGUUGCUGAUGUUUUAGGCAUCUCAUUUGACAGUUGUCAGUGUAAGGCAAUGCUUGAGCUUCGAGAGCGUUACUUUGGACCAUCAUUUGAGCUCUUAUCUCAUGAUAAAUAUGCAGAGAUAUGGUCAUUAGAUGAGAAGGAUCCUUUCUUGCCACCUGAAGGUGGAGAAAGUGUUGCAGAUGUUGUCUCUCGACUUGCAGUUGCUCUGGCAGCAAUAGAGGCAGAGUUUCAGGGAUGCACAGUCCUUGUUGUCAGUCAUGGUGAUCCACUUCAAAUCCUGCAAACUAUACUUCGUGCAACCAAGGAACUUGCAUCAUCCAAUGGGAUUGAUAUUUUAUCGAGAACUAAGGAAAUUAUGGUGCAUUCUAUAUUAUCCCAACACCGAAAGUUUGCCCUGCAAACUGGAGAGCUACGCCCAAUCAUUUGACUUCCUAUUAUUGUCAGAUAUGGAGAAGUAUGCUGUAUGCUCAUCAUCAAGGACUAUGAAGUGUUAACAACUGGAGCAUUUUUUGUCCAAGUCUUAACAACAGGCAAAUUGAUGCCUUAUACUUUGUUCUAUUUCUGUGAUUCAAUGCCUUUCAAAUUGACUUGAAUUAAGGGCCAUGUCUUGGUUAGAUUGAUUCCUGCACUGUCUGUUGGGAAGAGCUUUCAAUUGGAGGGAGGUGUCUUUGGUUUCCAGUGGUGGUAUUAACACUCGAUGCACUUUUCAUAAUGGAUUCAGAUGGGCUAAGAGCCUUGUUUCUGACAUACUGAUAUGGAAUACAUAACAUAAUUCUAGUGAACUAUUUUUCUCAUAGACAAUUUUGAAAUAGAUGAAUUAUUGCACAUCCAUCUCUAAAUGUAGCACAUUCUGCAAUCCUCAGUCUUGAUGGAUCCCAGGCUCUAGAUGCUAAUGAAAAAUUGGCUCUUCGAUUUUCUCAAUAGUUGGCCCUGGGCAUCUAUAUGUUCUUACAAUCAUCAUUUAUAUGUUGUCAUCUCCUGUUGCAGGUUCAAGCUAUUGUAAUCCUUGGUGCACCUGGUAGAGUGUUGUGUCUCUCUGAAAGGAGGUGGCAACCUUUAGCCAUAUUUAGGUUCCCACUUUCACAAAGGAAGCAUCCAAUCCAUUAGUAUCCUCGGGUACCACGAGAGCUGUAGAACUGGCAUUGAAUCAAGGACAUUGGCAACUACCAAGGACAUGACUGAGGCUUCAUGAAUAAGAGUUUCUGAUGAUUGAUAAGGACAUCUGAGUCUGUAAUUGGCAUGGAAUCUGAGCUACCCUGCUGCAUCUGAGCUUCCCACGUUCACAUAGGACAUAUCCAUUAGGGUUCUUGGGUACCAUGAAAGCAGAAGUGACAGAUAUUGGCAAGUAUCAAGAACAUGACUAAGGCUUCAUGAAUAAAAGUUUCUGAUAAUUGAUUGCCAAGCAUUUGAGUCUGUAAUUGGAGCUACCUUGCCGAAGUUUUGCAUCUUAACACAUGGAUUUUACCUUGGAAAGGAAGCUCUCCAAUUGCCUAGGCUACUGUAGAAUAACUGUGUUCCAUGAAGCUUCUCCCAAUCAGAGACAUCCCAGAGGGACAGUUGGUCCUUGGCUUUUACCUAAAGUUAGCCGAGGUAGAUGAACAAACUUGCUGCAAAUUUAAUUUUCCCAGUGGCUUCUUCGACAUCAAGCGAAACUUUUUGCUGCAUCCCCCAAUCCUGCACAUCUCUGCAAACACAUAAUGGUGGUGCUUGGACAAAUCUAGCUUCACCCUGUGCUGCCACUGAUGCUUCCAAUGAACUUGUGCAACUGGCAUCCUUGAUUCUCAGGUUCCCCCGGUCAUGCUUUCUCAUGUUCUGAGAGCAUUGUGUUCAUCUUUUCUCCAGGUUCUCCAAACAACAGGUUAUCAGCUGUGUUACCAAUUCAGGUCAUGUCUUCCCUGAUGGUGUACGGUUUCAUCCAUAAUCAAAGGCAAGGUAAGCAAAUUCUGCUGAAGCUUUUUCUUUCUCAAAUCAUGAUUUUUUGCAAUCAGGACUCUUCAAAUGAACUGAUUGACAAAGGAAACUAUGUGAAAUUGGGAUGACGGUCUUUAAACUAUGUGAAACUGAUUGACAAAGGAUUCUUCAAAUCUUACGGUAAACUACUUUGCUGCCCUUUAAAAUAGAAAUGUUAGCAGUGAUCUCAAAAGCUUUCACGCACUGUAUCUGUUUGAAAUUGAUUAAGACAGCAGAAAUAUCAUUAAAAAUCAGAAGCUAAAAUAACACCUAUUUCUUCGUUGAAUGGCAAAAGCAUCCCUACAUUUGAAUCA